Paecilomyces variotii is the source of this 1195-nucleotide messenger RNA. RefSeq names its product FAD-linked sulfhydryl oxidase ALR. The transcript has 2 exons. NCBI's taxonomy places the organism in Eukaryota, Fungi, Ascomycota, Eurotiomycetes, Eurotiales, Thermoascaceae. Gene Ontology annotation, molecular function: flavin adenine dinucleotide binding; flavin-dependent sulfhydryl oxidase activity. The coding region runs from base 358 to 1014 and encodes 218 amino acids. Gene Ontology annotation, cellular component: mitochondrion. The record is from RefSeq and is a predicted model, not a curated record.
UUACUAGGAAUGGGCAAGGCGGCCUGAGCUUUGCGGCGCCAGGGCCAACUUGGGCGGAAUCCGGGGACUAAUAAUUUAUCACCGAAUUCAACCAGUUAUUUAACAACUUCGGGAUUUUCCUGACAAAGCUUCUUCCUUCGGCGACAUUUCCAUGACUUAAUGAACUAACUGGUUAACUACUGCGCAUCGCCUUAGUAAUUUGGCCGCUCCGGUUUUGUGCCGUGUAUCCAUUCGACCUGUACAGUUUCUCUCUUACGUUCUUUUGUUUCAAAUCUAUCUACUUAGCCUGUCUGAGGGAUCCUUUCGUUAUUGAACUACUUACCCCGAUCAUCACUACCCCACGACAGAACACAGAUCAUGGCGGAGAUUCUGGAAGAACAGAUGGAAGCUCUGCGCCAGCAGCAGAAGCGCAACCAAGCUCCAGCUGGUCCUUCGUCUGGAAAGCAACAGGAUGGAAACCAAAACCAGGACCUGCCCAAGGGCGUUGUCCUGGAUAAAGAUGGAAAGCCAUGCCGUCUCUGCACCUCCGCCGCAUCCUGGAAAGCCAUGGCAAAGAAAGCCGCCGCAUCCUCCUCUACCGCUACCGCUGCUGCUGCCGCUACCGCUACUACAUCCACGACAUCAACCACACCGUCUACAUCUACUUCCACUCCCUCAGCAACUCAGAACGAAUGUCCUCCUGAUGUCGAAGCGCUAGGCCGAUCCACGUGGACUCUCCUCCACUCCCUCACAGCCGCGUACCCUAGCACAGCGUCGCCCGAACAGCAGACGGAAAUGAAGUCUUUCCUAGGUCUCUUCUCGCGCCUGUACCCGUGCUGGGUGUGUGCGGACGACUUCCGGACGUGGAUGGCCGAUCCCCGGAAUGCACCGCGGUUGUCGGGACGAGGGGAGUUUGGAAAUUGGAUGUGCGAGGCGCAUAAUGCUGUGAAUCGCAAAUUGGGCAAGCCGGAGUUCGAUUGUCGGUUCUGGGAGGAGAGGUGGAGGACGGGUUGGAAGGAUGGACGUUGCGACUGAGAAGUUGGCCCGCGGGGGGGGUAUUAUGAACACGUUUGUAAGAUAUGGGUCUCAUGGUUCAUGGUCGUAUACGGACAUUGGCGUCAUUGCAUUGCAUGGGCGGCUGCACAUCUCUCUACUCUAGAAACAGCGCGUUUACUCUAUGAAUAUGUACUACUAUAGAUGAUCAAUGCAUUUUUUC